Molecule: messenger RNA, 513 nt
Organism: Aspergillus ochraceoroseus IBT 24754
Lineage: Eukaryota; Fungi; Ascomycota; Eurotiomycetes; Eurotiales; Aspergillaceae
Exons: 3
Coding region: 1-513 (170 amino acids)
Source: RefSeq, a predicted model, not a curated record
AUGACCACCGACGAAAAUUUACGUCGACAGGAAGAGAAUCCGCAUGUAUCCGUAGAGGCUAUAAAAAACGCCGCGUCUCCCGUGGUUGAUUCUGCUCACAGAGCCGAUGGUGAUGAAAUUAUUCUGCAAGCACGAUCUCAUUCCGUUUCCUCAGUGACGAGUUCGAACAUUGAUGGGAUCCGUGGACGGAGAGUGUCUGCCGUUAACCUAAACCAGAGAUCCGGGUCCAGCUCUGGAGAUGUACCUUGGUUAUGUCCCAUCGAUCGAGCAGAGCAAGAGAAGGCAAGAAGAAACGGCGUGACUGGAGGCUGUGAUUGGAUCGACGGUGCUCCCUCCACUAAUAAGAACAAUCCGCCCAAAGAAGUGGACAUUACGGCAGCGGCCGCACCAAUCCUCGACUGGUGUGCCUGGGGAUACUCCGACAUUCACCGUGAAACCGUCCCGCUCAAUAUCUCUCCCUGGAUGCUCCUGUCGCUCUGUCGCGCGGCAAUCCAUAACGUUCUCGUCGGGUGA